CCCUUCUUUCAAUCUUUCAAUUUUCGCUCGGAAAAUUCAACUCUGCUUCGGUAGCAUUAUCCGCAAAAAGUCUUCCUUCCUUACAGCAUCUUCCCCGGUGGUCCCAUGUGCGCACACGGCACUCCCGCAGUCCCACCUUCAAAAAAGAAACAAAUGUACUCUGUUGUUGUUUCCCUUCCAAAAUCCAGAACUUCAACGAGCCCAAAUGGAGACAUCUUGUUAUGGGCGAGAUGGCAUAUACAGAUCACCUCGCUCUCCUCAGCUUCUACCAGAAGAUCCAAACCUCUCAAUUGUCUCAUUCCUCUUCCGGAACUCCUCCUCUUACUCCGAUAAACCCGCCCUAAUCGAUGCCGACACCGGCCACACCCUCACCUUCUCCCAAUUCAAAUCCACCGUCGCCAAACUCUCCCACGCCUUCCUCCAACUGGGUAUCAAGAAAAACGACAUCGUCCUCAUCUUCGCCCCCAAUUCAAUCCAAUUCCCCAUUUGUUUCUUUGCUAUCAUUGCAAUCGGCGCUAUUGCUACUACUGUAAACCCGGUGUACACGGUAGCAGAGAUUUCAAAACAAGUCAAAGAUUGUAAACCAAAGGUUAUUGUUACAGUACCCGAAUUAUGGGAUAAGGCUAAAAGGUUUGGAUUGGAUUACGUUUUCAUGGGUACUGAGAAAAAUUCUGACUUGAUUGGUACAAGCUCGAAUUCGAAGGUUACAUGGUUAAUUGAUUUGGUCAAGGAUUCUGGGUCGGAGUCGGAUUUACUUCCUGUGGCUGAAAUUAAAUCGAGCGAUACCGCUGCUCUGUUGUAUUCUUCGGGCACGACAGGGUUAAGUAAAGGUGUAGUUUUGACCCAUAGGAAUUUUGUGGCAUCGGCUUUAAUGGUUACUGCUGAUCAAGAUCUGGCGGGGGAGAUGAACCUCUUGUUCUUGUGUGUGUUGCCUAUGUUUCAUGUUUUUGGACUUGCUGUGAUUAUGUAUGCCCGGCUGCAGAGGGGGGAUGGGAUUUUGUCGAUGGCGAAAUUCGAUUUGCAGAUGUUUUUGAGGGCUGUGGAGAAGUAUAGAGUGACACAUUUAUGGGUUGUGCCUCCCAUUGUGCUGGCACUGGCUAAGAAUAGUGCGGGGAGGAAGUACAAUGUGUCGUCGGUAAGGCAAAUCUUGUGCGGUGCAGCGCCUUUGGGGAAGGAUUCGAUGGCAGAAUGUGCGAAGAAUUUCCCUCAGGCUGUAGUUAUUCAGGGCUAUGGAAUGACAGAAACUUGUGGGAUUGUCUCAAUUGAGAAUCCAAAGUUAGGUACUCGACAUUCUGGUUCAGCAGGACUCCUUGUUCCAGGAGUGGAAAGUCAAAUAGUUGGCAUAGAUACUCUCAAGCCUCUUCCUCCUACACAUUUGGGUGAAAUAUGGGUUCGGGGAGCUAACAUGAUGCAAGGUUAUUUAAACAACCCAGAGGCCACCAAACUUACUAUAGAUGAGCAAGGAUGGGUCCACACAGGAGAUCUCGGAUAUUUUGAUGAGGAAGGACAAUUAUUUAUCACUGGCCGACUUAAAGAGCUCAUCAAGUGCAACGGCUUUCAAAUUGCACCAGCAGAGCUCGAAGGGUUGCUCGUUUCUCACCCCGAAAUACUGGAUGCAGUCGUUUUUCCGUUGCCCGAUGCUAAAGCUGGUGAGGUCCCAGUUGCAAAUGUUAUCCGCUCUCCCACCAGUUCUCUUACAGAAGAAGAUGUGAAGAAAUUCAUUGCAGACCAGGUUGCACCUUUUAAAAGAUUGCGUAGAGUUAAAUUCGUGGACAGUGUUCCUAAAAAUGCUGCAGGAAAAAUUCUCAAAAGAGUGCUCAUUGAGGAAGUUCGGUCCAAGCUAUGAAAUCCUUCAGUAUUGCCUGAAACAAAGAAUAUGGUUCAACUGUGUAUGCUGUGAUUGCUUGUUGGUUCCCAUGGUCUUUAAAAAUCCAAGUUUCACCUGUUUUGUUCAAGAUUGGUGUAUAAGGUUGUAUAACCCUCCAAUAAACUUUUACUGAAGUUUGUGACCACUUACAUUGUUAGAAUCAUUGCAUAUACUAAAUUAUAUCGUGAUCAUAUCGUAAUAUUGAGAUUGUGAUUUGAUUGUAAUUGAUUACGAUUUCAUUAUAAUUAGGAUGAUUCCCUUCCGUAGUUAGGUUCAAUACUCUUGUAUAAAUAAAAGCCUCAUUGUACGGUUUCAUUAUUGAAUUCAAUAAAUAUUUCUUCUCUCAUAUUUAACAUA
Messenger RNA from Rhododendron vialii, 2224 nucleotides. RefSeq names its product probable CoA ligase CCL7. NCBI's taxonomy places the organism in Eukaryota, Viridiplantae, Streptophyta, Magnoliopsida, Ericales, Ericaceae. The transcript has 6 exons. The record is from RefSeq and is a predicted model, not a curated record. Gene Ontology annotation, molecular function: CoA-ligase activity. The coding region runs from base 206 to 1846 and encodes 546 amino acids.